UCAGCCUGCUACCCAACAACUCAAUUGCAUUGUACAUCAUGGUUCGCAGACUUGCAUUGGUGACAUCUCCUACGCAAUCACCGAUACCAUCACUAGCCAUGGCAUAUACCGUUCGCCCCAAUUCUGUGUCGAUGAACAUCCAUCCCAGACCGCUCGUUCUAGCCACAGCAACAGACGAGGCCAAGAUUACGACAAUCUAUGCAGACCUGUUAAUUCCAGGCGACGGAGAGCCCUUGCGCAAUGCUGCCCUGGUGAUCAGCGACAAGGUCAUCGCCUUCGUUGGACCCGCAGCCGAUAUCCCCAAGAAAUUCCUCCGGGCCACCCAAUCAAGCCAUCGAGUCCCUGUGUUGAUGCCUGGCCUAUGGGACUGUCAUAUGCACUUUGGCGGCGACGAUGACUACUACAACGAUUAUACCUCUGGCCUGGCCACUCACCCAGCCGCGUCCGGCGCUCGACUAGCCCGAGGAUGCUGGGAGGGAUUGCAGGCCGGUUAUACCUCGUACCGCGAUUUGGCUGGAUAUGGGUGCGAAGUGGCCAAAGCUAUCGAUGACGGAACCAUCGUUGGGCCGAAUGUAUACUCGUCUGGAGCUGCGAUCAGCCAGACAGCGGGGCACGGAGAUAUCUUCGCUCUUCCAGCUGGCGAGGUGCUAGGAAACUAUGGAGUGACGAACCCGCGCCCGGGAUACUGGGGAGCUGGGCAGCUAUGCAUUGCCGAUGGUCUCGAUGAGGUCCGACGAGCGGUACGGCUACAGCUCCGUCGUGGAGCGAAGGUUAUCAAGGUCAUGGGCUCUGGAGGAGUCAUGUCGCGUGACGAUAAUCCCAACUUUGCGCAAUUCUCCCCAGAAGAGCUCAAGGUGAUGGUGGACGAGGCCGCACGACAGAAUCGCAUUGUCUCUGCACACGUGCAUGGCAAGGCAGGCAUUAUGGCUGCCAUCCACGCAGGAUGCAAGAGUUUGGAACAUGUGUCGUAUGCAGACGAAGAGGUAUAUGAACUCAUGAAGGAAAAGGGAGUUCUGUUCGUGGGCACGCGGGCGGUCAUUGAGCUCCUUCUGGCUAGCAAUGGCGAGGGAUUGGUUAAGGAGUCCUGGGCCAAGGUGCAGGCCCUCGCGGGUGCGCAUCUGAAGGCUUAUCAAGGAGCCGUUAAGGCGGGGGUCACCAUGGCCCUAGGUACCGAUACUGCUCCCGGGGGCCCUACUACGCUUGAAUUGCAGUUUGCUGUCGAGAAAGGAGGCAUGACCCCACUGGAGGCCAUUCGAGCGGCAACUGCGAAUGCUCCACUGUCGGUUGGCCCACAAGCACCUUUGACCGGCCAGCUUCGAGAGGGUUAUGAGGCUGAUGUGAUCGCAUUGGAGGAGAAUCCGUUGGAUGACAUCAAGGUUUUCCAGGACUCGAAGGUGAUCACCCACGUCUGGAAAGGAGGUAAACUCUUCAAAGGCCCGGGUGUUGGUCCAUGGGGAGAAGACAGCAAGAACCCUUUUGCGUAGCCCGACGAUCUGUACUUUAUCUCAUCAUUAGCAGUAAUCUAGAAGGAUACCGAUUAAGAUCAUUGCAAGUAUCAUGUCGUCCAAGCGCCAGAGAUCAGGUCAAGUAACACUGGGUCGAGGUUUCAGGGGUUUACCUGUGCGCAGAACGGAUUCCG
Messenger RNA from Aspergillus sclerotioniger CBS 115572, 1639 nucleotides. RefSeq names its product amidohydrolase family protein. Bases 39 to 1484 code for a protein of 481 amino acids. The record is from RefSeq and is a predicted model, not a curated record. The transcript has a single exon. Gene Ontology annotation, molecular function: hydrolase activity, acting on carbon-nitrogen (but not peptide) bonds. NCBI's taxonomy places the organism in Eukaryota, Fungi, Ascomycota, Eurotiomycetes, Eurotiales, Aspergillaceae.